CCACGAUUAGUACAGCACCUGCUGCUUGUUGUGGCCGCGUCUCACAGCACAUGCAAAUAUCACGUGAUCUACAGCUGAAUACUGUGCUUCCAACAAUUUUAUAAAUUCAAAAUUUAAUUAUAAAAAUUAUAAUCUAAAAUUAUAAUAUUUCGAUGUCUCGGAAAUAAAUUGGCGCUUGAUGGAGGGGCAUACACGUGACCGCGAUCAGCUUGGCGUGGCAGUCGCUAUCGAUAAGGGCGCCAAUUUAAUUUUUUGUUUGGUCUCCCGCACAAAGUCAACACAAGCAGGGAAGAACAACGACAAUGCCACCCAAUAUGACAGAGGACGAAAUCGACGAUCUGCUGUACUUUGCGCGCACAGGUGAUAAAGAGGAGUUCGAAUCCCUGAAGAAUGAGCUCUGCAAGAGAGAGAAUGUAUCCGUGAUGAAAUUAUUGCAAACCGCGAAGGAUGAGCACAGCGGAAAUGGAGUCUUGCAUAUGGCUGCAGCUAAUGGACAUAAUGCACUUCUCAGCGAACUCUGCAAAGCAUUAUCCGUCCCCUCACCGCAGAAUCCCACAAUGCUCUCGAUCCUGAACGCACAAAACAAAGCUGGAAACACGGCAUUACAUUGGGCGGCCCUCAAUGGACAUCUAGAAUCUGUCAAGGUGCUUCUAGAACAAGGCUCAGAUCCAACAAUCACAAACCAAAGAGGUCAUGAUGCCGUCUACGAAGCAGAGUUAAAUGACAAGCAAACAGUGGUGGAAUGGGUUCUGAAAGAAGGUGGAGCAGGACUUGAGGAAGGUGUUGCCGGUGACAGUGGUGAGGGAGAAGCUGAAAUGGGUGAAAAAGACGAGGAUAUGGACAACAUGAAUGAGGACGAAGAAUCGAAGAAGGUCACUGAAGGAUUGAGUCAAAUGGAUCUUCAGGAAGGCAAGGGCAAAAGCUGAGCUACUCCUGGAAUAUACGAUGUUUACGAGCCAUGAUACCAAGAACUCAGCAUAUACCCUUUCGAAAGGCAACCUUAGAGGUCCCCUUCAGAACGUUGGCCGCUUUGUCGCUCUCGAAGAAAGACUCAAUUUGAAGGCCUUCAUUCGGUCGAAACGGCUGUGGAAACGCAUUACCCGAGCCGUAGAAUAGUUCUUGCAGUAAGAUUACAUGCAAGACAAUACUAUUAUUGCUAAUGACAGUCUGCAAAUUUACGUUCGACUUUGCCUGACAGAACUAGCAGUCAGCUCACUCUACCAGAUUGAC
This is a messenger RNA of Mollisia scopiformis, 1230 nucleotides long. RefSeq names its product ankyrin. The record is from RefSeq and is a predicted model, not a curated record. The transcript has 2 exons. Gene Ontology annotation, molecular function: protein binding. Lineage: Eukaryota; Fungi; Ascomycota; Leotiomycetes; Helotiales; Mollisiaceae. Bases 303 to 926 code for a protein of 207 amino acids.